Rhodotorula graminis WP1 is the source of this 961-nucleotide messenger RNA. RefSeq lists its product as uncharacterized. The coding region runs from base 29 to 961 and encodes 310 amino acids. The record is from RefSeq and is a predicted model, not a curated record. Lineage: Eukaryota; Fungi; Basidiomycota; Microbotryomycetes; Sporidiobolales; Sporidiobolaceae. The transcript is spliced from 5 exons.
CACUCUUGCUCGAGACCAGCACAGCACCAUGGCAUCCGAGACUACCCCCAAGGCCGUCCUCUACUGGUUCCCUGGCUCCGUCUGGGCCUCUGUGCCGCGCCUUGUCGCCACCGAGAAGGGCUUCACCGACAAUGAGCUCGAGCGCAGGAUCGUCGACCUCGGCAAGGGCGAGAACUUCAGCCCCGCGUACCUCAAGAUCCACCCGCAGGGCCACGUGCCCGCGCUCGUCGUCCCGUAUGAGCACACGCUCGACGACGGCGUCCGCACCAAGUUCAAGGCCAUCACGACGACCGCCAACGUGUGCGACUUCCUCGACCGCUCGACCAACUCGUCGUCGUUUGCCGCACCCUCGCUCUCGCCCGCCACCAUCGAGAGCUCGUCGACGUCCAAGGACCUCAUCGAGCACAUCCACCAGGACUCGAUCGACCCCAACACGCUCCUGCUCGUGUGGAGGACCGAGGCGGAGCGCAAGGUCAAGGCGAGCGGCCUCCCCGGCGCAUUCCUCAAGGGCCGCCAGGAGGCGCUCGAGCGGUACGCCAAGGAGGUCGGCAACUCGGACCCCAAGCUCAAGGCCUUUUACGACAAGAAGAUCCAGGAAAAUGGCGGCCUCCUCGCGCUCCUCGAGGGCAAGGGCGACGCGAGCGGGAUCGAGGCCAAGGCCAAGGACCUGUGGACCAACGUCGGCAAGACGGUCGAGCUCCUCGAGACCAAGCUGCAGCCCGGCGCGGCGUACCUCCUCGGCGACCAGAUCUCGCUCGCAGACCUCCACUGCGGCGCUUGGCUCGCUCGCGUCCUUGCGUGCGCCGGCGCAACGUCGAUCGCGGAUGUCGAGGCCAACCUCAAGACGUUCGAGAAGAACCUCGACGGCGUCAAGGUCGGCCCCAAGUUUGCCGCAUGGGCGCAGGCUCUUUUCGAGCGCGAGUCGUUCAAGGAGGCCUACGGCGAGGACGGCCUGCACUGA